Molecule: messenger RNA, 1221 nt
Organism: Amoebophrya sp. A25
Lineage: Eukaryota; Dinophyceae; Syndiniales; Amoebophryaceae
Source: the annotation of a GenBank genome assembly
AUGGUCAUCAUGAAGUGUUGUGGCGUGAUGGAAAAUGCGCUUCCUAGAGGGCGCAUUUCGCAGCGCACAGAAAGUCAGGAUCCGCUUUCGCCGUUGCCGAUUCCAGAAGGAGAGCGCCCUGCAACACUGCUCACAAUCUUAGACUCAGCCCCUCCACCAGGGAAGGAAGGAGUGACAAAGUCAGGAGGGGCUGAGAGAGAGGAGUUUAUGAAACAGUGCUGCAUGAGGAUGAAUGUUAGAUAUUGGUUGAAGAUGGUCGUUUCCUUGGAGGAAGAUAGAGGGAAAAAACGAGACGUGUCUAGAUCUGGUACAACUCCUUUGACGUCGUUAUUAAUCUUCUUCUUGUCUUCACGUUCACCACAGCAUGGGUACUAUGGUAGUGAAGAAGAAAUAAAAAAUGAAUACCUACUUAGUACUUAUGUAUUUAUAUACCAGGUUUUUUUCUAAUCCGCCCAAGAGCUACCACCUCCAGGAUCACACCAUAGUGGACGAGCAGGCUGAUGCCUAUAAGAAAAUCGUGGCGAAGAUCAACAAUGAAGCAGGCGACGCCACCCCUGGCGUCACUGGAUCUACGUCCUUGUCCAGCUUUACUAUUAAGACUCUCAAUAAUUCAUCUGUCUGAUACUCUUGGUCUUGUCUGAUACUCUUGUUAAAGAAUCAGGAUGCAGCUCCGAUGUCUCAUAUUUUUUCGGAAGUAAGUCAUAGGCGAUGUGUAGUCUAAUGCUAGCGGAGGCAAAGGAGCGAUCACUGCACAAGCAGUUUGGAUGCAGAAGAAAGCCAUUUUCAUGAAGAAACUGUUACUCUCAGCCAGUCUAAAGAAACCAAAGCUACGCUCCUUGGGUUUCAAAAAGAAGAAUGCGGGAGAUCAGGAUGGAAGCAGUGAAGAUUUUAUGGCAUUGUGUCGUUCACCUCUACAGGUAAAUAAGAUGUAUCUGUGGCGUGUGGCAUGAACAAGUAUGAAACCAAAAUCAAUCUGUUAUCAUUAUCGUACUUUUCUACUUAAGAAGCUUGAUAAUGAUAACAGAUUUUCGCUUCAUAUGAAGUAGUGCACUUGUAGUAGUUGUACGUGUAGAUACCACAUAGAGGAAGGUUAAUACAGAUAUGAUUAUGGCAACUACGCGCUCGACAGCAAUAUAAUAUUCAUAUUUUGUAGGUAUUCGGCCACGACAUGAUCUUUCUCUUCCUCUAAUUUCCCUUCCCAACGCGUGCUCUUCAUCGGUG